UUUGCUUUUAUUCCCUGUAUGUUCUUCUGGUCACCAAAUGAGAAACUCUGUUUUUUUGUCGGUAGAUGGCGCUGUUGAUUGACGCAAAGGUGGGAUCAAAGGUUAGGCUUACCCCAAGGCUGUAAAGGGCUAUGUAUCCUGUCGAUCUGCCAGCUGUGGACGACACCGAGCUGACAUCCGCAUCUGAAAAUUACCUAGCUUCACUGAACGCAACAAAUUCCUGCAAUGAGUGGUUUCGGUCAUUACUGACGCCAAAAGAGAUUGCUGUAACACCAGCCAACAUCAGACAGCUCCAGCUGUUUGAGGACGAACAUCCUGCCUGUACUGUGCUGGCGCUUCACCCUCCACAUGAUCAAACACAGGUCUUAGCUUUAUACUUGCACAAGAAGUGGUGGCCAUUGGACGACGUGCUGCAGACCUCCAGUGAAUCCAGAAGUGGCUUGCAGCCAGUGCAGUCCAUUAUGGAGAGGUUGAUCGUGUUCCUGCUCAGUCAGGUGGUGGAGGGGCCUGGGUCACAUGGAGAGGUGUCGUUCUCCCUGCAUCCACCCACAGAAACCUGCAAAGUGCUGUGGAAGGAUGGACAGGCGGUCGGCUUCUACACCAUCAAACACAAAGGCAGACUCUGUGACAGCUGGAGCAGCCGCUGCUACCUGCUGCCUGUCCUGGACACUGUGCUGGUGAGGAGAAGAUGCAGGAGGAGAGGCUUCGGCCUUCAGAUCCUGCAUGACUUCUGCUCCUCCUUCUCCUCGGAGGAGUUUCUCGGAGUCAGCUCUCCCUUGUCGUCCGGCAUGGUGGCAGUGAUCAGGAAGUUCCUGCAGCAGCAUGAGGAACAUCGGGCACGUCUGUAUGAGGUGGAGGCUCCAGGAGGGUGGACUCAGAGAAGAAACAUCUGGCUCAACAUCCAACUUGGUCGCUACGCUUCUGAGCAGACUAGUCCAGCUGUCCUGACCCCAGUCAGCCCUGUAACUCGAACGCUCCCCUGAUAACGGCCUCUGCUCAGCUCUGUGAUGUGAACCAGGAAGAUAACUCCCCGAGCAGCGAGCUCUCUGGGACAGGAUGUUGCUCUUCAGUCCGCACUGAUAUUCUGGAUUUUAAAGCUCCCAGGAGGCCCCAACGUUUAAAAGAAAGUUUGAAAUGGAAGGAAGCUUCGUCAAGGAAGCCUAGCAUAGAAAGCCCAGAGGAGAUGCAAAAAAGGUCCAAAAGAGCCAGAAUAUCCAUCAACGAGUAAAAUCACAAACUUAGCUCAUUGCACAACAACACGCUCCAGCAAGGACUGUUCUUUUCCUUGUGUGUGAGGGGCGCAUGAAAAGGCUUUCAAAUAUCAAAAUGAGAAAAGCUGCUCUGUGCAGAUUUUGUGUUUCUGAAUUUCUUUCUUACUCAAGACAGGCAAAACAUUUGAGCUUUUUGGAGUUCACCUGUUCCAUUUUCGGUUAAUUCUGUAGUAAUUUUACCCCCUACCUCUCUCCUUAUGUUUCUUGUAUUUCUGAAUAUUCAAUUUACCUUAAAUGUCCUGUUUUGGUGAAGGCAACUCAAAUAUCAUCAGAUAGAACACUGAAGAUAGAUAGAUAGAUAGAUAGAUAGAUAGAUAGAUAGAUAGAUAGAUAGAUAGAUAGAUAGAUAGAUAGAUAGAUAGAUAGAUAGAUAGAUAGAUAGAUAGAUAGAUAGAUAGAUAGAUAGAUAGAUAGAUAGAUAGAUAGAUAGAUAGAUAGAUAGAUAGAUAGAUAGAUAGAUAGAUAGAUAGAUAGAUAGAUAGAUAGAUAGAUUGAUUUCCUAUGUUCCCAUAUUUAUAUAACUUUAUAACCUGGGAUCCAUCAAAUCUGUGUCCGUUCCUCUAAUAACUUUUCAUUAUAAAUAGUGACGAGGUAUAAAAUGUACCUUGGAAAAUAUCACAUACAAGACUGCAUGAUGCAAUGACGCAUUUAAAAUCCACUUAAAUAAAACCUGUUAUUCAGUCA
This is a messenger RNA of Xiphophorus hellerii (green swordtail), 1955 nucleotides long. RefSeq names its product family with sequence similarity 169 member B (gene fam169b). The transcript is spliced from 8 exons. The record is from RefSeq and is a predicted model, not a curated record. Bases 132 to 983 code for a protein of 283 amino acids. Lineage: Eukaryota; Metazoa; Chordata; Actinopteri; Cyprinodontiformes; Poeciliidae.